AUGGCGGCACAGACAAGGCAAGAGUUGCGAGAUUUCCUACGCAGCUACGACACAAAUGACUCGGGCAGUUUCGAUCGUGAUCGGUGGCUUCAUCUUUGCACCAGCGCGACUAUCAACCUACCGCAAGAGAGUGCCGCCGAUCUCUUUGAUCGACUGGAUACAGACAAGGAUGGUCUCGUCACCAUAGAUGAACUAUUGAAGAGUCUCAGUGAAUGGCAGAAAGCCACUAGUUCGGGCAUUGACGAUGCAUGGGAGGAAGGAUCCGGUAGACCAGUUGAUUUGGGCCGAUUUGCCGAACCCAGAACGAGGAGGCCACCUCUGCGUGUUGAAAACCGCCUUGGUAGUUUUUACACGUCAUCUCCCACAGAUACGGACAAAGAGUUUGGAAAAAGUGUAGUAGAGGCUACUAGACUGAGCAAGACUAUCAGUGACUCCUAUCCCGAAUUGGCGGCUUCCUUCAAUCAUCUGCUUGAGUCCUUCAAGAACGAUAUAAUGGCCAAGAAGUCUGAAAAUGCGGAUUUGGAACAAAGCUACCAAAGGGAAAAACAGGCUAGGAAGGAUGAUUUACGGAGAUUGGAAGCUGAACUUGACUCCCAAAUCCAAACGAUCGAGGCGAGACUACGGGAAGAACUAAGCAAAAAGUACGAGGCUGCAUACGCGGAGAAGGUGCGACAAAAAGAGCUGGAGACUCAAAGAUUCCGAGAAACUGUCAACGAAUUAAAGGAGCAAGUUCAAACUAACCACCGAAAGCAGUCCAGUAUCAGUGGACUGCGUUCUCUAAACCCUAUGACUCCUGGAGAUGACAGUGUUUUCGGUGGAAGGAAAGUCUUGAAAGGGAAGUCCCAGGAAUCGGUGGAGGAGAGUAACCUUAUUGAGGCGGAGCUUCAACGUGAGGCUAAGGACCUGCGCAAAAAACUGGUCGAGGCUCAAAAGCAGCUAAGGGAAAGUGAAGCUGAACUAACUCAACUGCGCGCCACUGUGGAAACACAGUCUUCGCAAUUGCAUAUCGAAAAGAUGAAGUCUUCAUCGUACAUUGAAGAAAAAGAUAUCCUCUAUGGCCAAAUCCAAAAACUCAGGGACGCUCUUCACGAAGUACAGAGCAAACAUGCAUUGUAUCUGCAAGGUGAAUUCUUGGAGAGGGCUCCGGAUCUCCAAGGUCCACCAUGGCAAAGAGACAGUGGUCAAUGGUCUGGUUCGAAUGAAUACAGCGACAGACCCUUUACCAAUAUGGAUCCGGAAAUGGGUAGUGUCACGAACUGGUCAAAUGUUGACGGCUUCCAAGCGCCAGAUCGUAUCUUCCGUGUUGUGAUGGUGGGUGAAUCGUCUGUGGGAAAAACUUGCUUCAUGUACCGUUUCUGCACUGGAGACUUCUACUACAAUGCCCGUGCUACAGUUGGUGUGGACUUCAAGACGAAGAAUAUGGCGAUAGACGGAAACGUGUAUACGAUCGAGAUUUGGGAUACUGCUGGACAGGAAAAAUACCACAGUUUGGCGAGACAAUACUUCAGGAAAUGCGAUGGCGCUAUACUCAUGUACGACGUUUCCAGUCGAGCUUCCUUCACCGGGGUCAGAGAAUGGGUCAACAUGCUGGAAGUGAGCGAACAUGUGAUUUAUCUCAAGGAAAGCUGUGGAGAAACAUUUAUACCACGUAUAUUGGUAGGCAACAAAACAGAUCUUCGUGACGGCCCAGAAAAUUCUGCAAAACCACCAGCUUCUGCCUUCAUUUCCACAAGAGAGGGUGAAUAUCUUGCAAGGUCGGAUACAUUUCAGACCUACAAAGCGGACUUCAUCGAAACAAGUGUACUCAAUAGCAUCAACAUCGAUGAAGUUAUCGUCAGCUUGGCCAGAGCAAUGAAGUACCGAAACGACUGCCAGAGCAGUGGCAUCCGCAUCACGAAGAAGUCGAAGAUUAAGCUUCCCGACUGUUGCAUUCAAACGUAG
This is a messenger RNA of Hydatigera taeniaeformis, 1941 nucleotides long. NCBI's taxonomy places the organism in Eukaryota, Metazoa, Platyhelminthes, Cestoda, Cyclophyllidea, Taeniidae. The record is from the annotation of a GenBank genome assembly.